Messenger RNA from Bombus pascuorum, 5174 nucleotides. RefSeq names its product heat shock factor protein-like. NCBI's taxonomy places the organism in Eukaryota, Metazoa, Arthropoda, Insecta, Hymenoptera, Apidae. The record is from RefSeq and is a predicted model, not a curated record. The transcript is spliced from 12 exons. Bases 121 to 2103 code for a protein of 660 amino acids. Gene Ontology annotation, biological process: regulation of DNA-templated transcription. Gene Ontology annotation, molecular function: DNA-binding transcription factor activity; sequence-specific DNA binding.
ACCUGUAACUGCUACUACUAGAAUAACAUCGUCAGCGGUCAGCCAUUGUCGUGAAAUGUGAAGAUUUUUUUCGUAAAAGAUCAAGAUCAAAAACUGGGGAAAUUGUUAAAGAUUUUAGAAAUGCAUACUAUCCCAGAAUUGGGUACAAGUGUACCAGCGUUCCUUGCCAAACUUUGGAAGUUGGUCGAAGAUGCUAAUACUGACGACCUUAUUUGUUGGUCACCUAGUGGAAGGAGUUUUUUCAUUAGAAAUCAGGCACAAUUUGCCAGAGAAUUAUUGCCACAUUAUUACAAACACAAUAACAUGGCCAGUUUUAUCAGGCAGUUGAAUAUGUAUGGUUUUCACAAGAAAGUUUCUGUAGAAUUUGGUGGCUUAAAAUGUGAUAAGGAUGAAAUGGAAUUCGCACAUCAAUUCUUCUGUAAAGGUCAUCCAUAUCUUGUAGAACAUAUUAAAAGAAAAAUUGCCUCUAACAAAGGACAAGAUCCAGCACUUACUCCUAUUAAACCAGAACUAAUGAACAAAAUGCUUACUGAAGUAAGAAGUAUGAGAGGUCGUCAAGAACAUUUAGAUUCAAGAAUUGGAGCCAUGAAAAGAGAAAAUGAAGCACUGUGGCGAGAACUAGCAAUGCUUAGACAGAAGCACCUUAAACAACAGCAAAUUGUUAAUAAACUUAUACACUUUUUAGUUACAUUGGUACAGCCUUCCAGAAGUGGUGGUCUCUCGGUUAAAAGAAGAUACCCACUAAUGAUCGACGAUUCUAACCGCCAACGUAACAAACAGCCGAAAUUAUCAAAGUCACAAACAUCACCGGCAGGUCCUGUAAUUCACGAACUCGAUUCAUCAGAACCGGAUUUAGAUUCGGAAUAUAUUGUUGCAGAAAUGUUGGAAGGACAUCCAAACCCAGCUGUUGAAAGUCCUGAGCAUAAUAACUCAUCAAUAAUGGAAGACAAUAAUAUGGAAACAAUUGAUUUAGUUGAUGAUCCUGUUAACUUAUCAGAUGAUAUACAACUUAUUAAUUCUCAAGAAGCUGAAGCAAAGAAAAAACGUGGAUGUAAGGGUAAAAAGAAGAGGAAAAACAAGGUGCCGGUCAAAAUUUUGAUCCCAUCGACGGAGGAUGGAGAGGAACCAAGGGAAGAAACACAUUUGCUUGAAAUACCAUUAGAUGAUACGCCGGUGAUUGCUUUACUGAAAGAUAAAUCAGUCUCAAAGGCAGUACCUCUGUCAACUAUGCGUAGUCCGAAGCUCGCAGCAAUGGCAGCUAAUAUGAACAAAGUCACUAAUGUAAAUUGUGAGCUCGAUUUGGUAACUUCAACAGAUAUGGAGGAAGAUGUUCAAGAGAAUAAUCCAACCCUGGUAAAACUCGAAGAUAUUUUAAUAGUACCAGAAAUCAUCAAUGAGGAUGUUGAAGGCACCGAGAACGUCGAGUUUAAUGAAAACAAUAGCAAUUCUGAAACCAAUGAAACUGAUGCCACUUUAAAUCAACUUAAAAAAGUAAAUUAUAAUGCUGAACAGAAUAACAAAAAGAAUUCUUAUACAAAUGGUGGUGAAAAAUAUUUGGAGCGGGUCAAAGACAACUGCAAUGGAGCAGGAACAAGCAAUUCAAAAGAUUUGUCAUUGAGUUGCAUCAUUCCCUCGGGCAUGUCUGAUGCUGCUUACAGGUUAGGAUCAAUGGAGGAAAUGGAUAAUCAUCUCGAAACAAUGCAAACAGAAUUGGACAAUCUCCGCGAUAUUCUAAGAUGCGAGGGUUAUAGUAUCGAUGCAAAUACGCUUCUUGGUUUAUUUGGAGCAGAUGAUCCAAUGUCAUUUGGUAUGCCAGUUAAUCCAGAAUUGAACCCACAAUCUGAGAAAGAAGAGGAAAAUCAUGCUAAUGUUACAGAAAAUAAUAAUGGAACUGGUGGUGGUGAACUUAUGGCAUAUAAUCCUGUUCAAAACUUCUUAGAUUUCGACGAUGACAUUUUCUUGGAGGCCACAUCUCCUCCAACUAACACAGCAGGUGGUGAUACAGCUAUAGUCAAUCUUUAUAGCUCGGAUCCUCUCGAUUUGGAGGAUAGCAAAUUUUCAUUUCUGAAUUCCUUAACAAAUGAUGUGAACACUUCAUCAUAAUGUCUCAUUCCCAUGCUUUGGAAGAAAGACUGCUGGAUUUUUAAUCACCUUAUUGGUAAUGUCUUCGUUUUAAUUAGUGAAUAUGAUGCUAUGGUAAAACCUGUAACAAGUUUAGUAUGAAGGGGAUGAUGUAAAGAAUUGAAAAGGUACACACAGUGGUGCAUGCUUAAAAUUCCUUGAAGAAGGAAAUAAACGAGAUAAAGAACCAAACGAUAUAAAUCUAGAAAUCGGAAGGAAGAAUUUAUCUUCGUGUUGAUGAAGAUAGAUACUAAACAAAUAGAAACAUAUUCUACGAACAUAUUCUAUUGAAAGAAUAUAUAGCGUAAAAAAACAAAUAUGCGCGUAUCGUGUAUGUAUCAACAAAGGGCUGUAAUUUCCAGUUUCACCGACUUGUACAUAAUUACGCAGGAUUCUGCAUUGAUAAAAAAUAUAGGGUGUUUCCUAAAAAUGUCCAUUACCUGAAGAGUAACAAUUUUUUUACAUGUGUAUGUAAAUGCACAGUAUUAGAUUAUAAAUGAAUUAAUUCUAUAUUGAGCGGCAUAUAUGCUAAAAGGUACACAGAUGUAUGUAUAUAUAAAUCUAUACAUAUAUAUAUGCAAAAAGUGAGCAUGUUAAAGGUAUAAAAUUUGUUUAACAAUGUCAGUCUAUUUUUCCGUAAAUGUCUUUUUAUUGUGGUAUAAGGUUUAAACAAACCUACAAAGUUGAAACAAAGUUUAAACAAAGUUAAAGGUGAUAGUACAACCUAAGAUUUCAGUGUCUAGUUCCACUAUCACUCCCUUUGUUGUGUAAAAGAUUUUUCUUUACUUUUAAUCAACACUUUUUCGUAUAUUUAAUCUUCUAGAUUUCGCUUUUUCAAUGCUGCCUUUUAAUAUUAUUUUUCUAAUUUUUGUUUUGAGUGUGUUAAAGGUUAUGUGAAAGUAAUACCAUUGAUAAGAAUAUUUAAUUAAUUUUGUAAAUGAAUUUGAUCAUAGAGGGUGAAUAAAUAAGUAGGGUGUUAAGUAAUUAUUUAGGAUAUUUAUGGAAUCAAGAUACUUAACUAAAUAAUUAAUCCAUAUUCUUGUUUUAUAAAUCAAAAACAUUUUUUUUAUUUUCAUUUUGAAAUAAAAAUUAUGUUCAUUCAUACGUACAAUUACAUGUAUGCAGUAGAUAGUUCAAACCAAUAAAUGUCUUUCACCAAACACUGAAAUCUUAAUGUUGAAUCUUUACAAAAUAGAUUGAGUUUGUGUAUAUCAGAAAAUAAUAUAAACAGAAUAGUACACUGUAAUCUUUGUUAGAUUAACAUGUUAUUUUAAUUUAGUAAUAAGUAGGUUUUUUUAUAUUCAUUUGUGAAGAAAAACACCAUAUUAUAUUACAAAUUCAUAAAAAACUUAGCAUAUAUUAUAUAAUUCCAUAUACAGUGAAGUGUCAACCAUACAUUUAUAUAGUUUACUUUUCUUUACAUAUCUUACAAAUAUUUUAACACACUUCAUAAUUUCUUAGAUUUAACUCAUUUAAAUUACUUAUCUAUGUGUUAACAUUACUUUUAUUAUGUAAUUAUUAAGCGUUUGUUAAUUAAUUUACAAUACAAUACGUGAACAAUUUAAAAAACCUUUUUGUUCAAAAUAUUUAUCAAAGAAAAUUGUUAUUGAUCUUCUAUGGGCUAACUUUUAAUUUUUUUCUAUUAAUCUAAUAGAAAGUCAUUAGUUCCAAACAAUUAAAUCAAAUUAUAUCAAUUUGUUUUAUGAUUUGAUUAUUAAGUGUAUGUACACCCUGAAGAAUAUUUAUACCAAACGAUUAUUCACUUACUCAUGGAAGAUCAAACUACAAGAGUGUAACAAAAUCAAAAUAAUAUAUCCUGUACAAAAGUAUAGUUGAUACUACAUUACUUGUAGAUAUCCAAUUUUGUGAUACAUUAAAAUUUUGUACAAAAAGGUAGGGUUGAUUAAAAACGGGUGACGAUUCCUCCUUUCUUGGUUAUAAAUUGCAUGUUUUGCAGUUAAUUAUAAAAAUAUCAGUUACAAUAGAAUUAAAGGAUAAAUUAAAAUGUAUCUAAACAUCUGGAGGAAAUCAUUAAGAAACAAACUUGCAAUUUUUAUUUACCGACAUCUAUCUUCUAAAUUCAAUAUCUAUACUCUUAUUUUUACUAUAUCACAAAAGGAAAUUGACUUUAUUCUGAUAUCUAUAACUAACGUUAUCACAUGAUAAAUAUAUAUAUUUAAAAAAGCGGCGAUCGAUUAAAAACAUUAUAAUAUCUUUGAAAACCAUAAUUUUAAUCGAAAUUACUUUAUUCGACACAAACAAGCUUUUAACUAUCAUUAAAAAUAAUGUUAAAUUUGUUUGUUUCUAAAUAAAAUCUAGGUCAUUGUUUACAUAAUCUUAUUAUAUAUCCUAACUCGAACGAUCUAUCCUUAUAUAAAUAUCAUACAUGAAUUGUGUACAAUAGUGUAUCAUUCAUAAAACUUUGAAACAAUUUUAUACCAUUUAAAAGUACUCGAAAAUCUCCGGUGCGUUAACGAAAUAUAUGUUGCAAUAUGUUCAAAUAAUAAUAUGCUGAGCAAUUUGCUGGGAGGAAUAACUUGAAUAAUAUUAUUUUUUAUAUAACGAUAACGAUAUAAUCUAGACUGUAAGUUUUUGAGGAGCAAAUCUUACAUUAUGUGCGAAGAAACCAAUUGUAUUUAUAUUUUAUAGAUUUUUUUUAAUGGCAGCACUUUCACAAAAAUAUAUCAAUUUAAAUCUCAGUACAGAAAUUAUUAACAUUGUUUUUGUACUAUAUGUAUGAAGUUAUUUUAUGUACAAAGAUUUGUUUAAAAAUACUUUCGCCAUUUCAAUUGCAGCUAUUAUCUACUUAUUAGUUAUUGUCUAAAAAAAGAAUCUUUAUUAAAUUUCUCGAUUCAAUAUAUAAAAAUUCCUAAAUUUUCAAGUUAUUUUAAUUUCGGAUAGCUAAGCUAUGAAUAUCGGAAAAAGUGAUGAAUCCUUAAAACGCGUAUAAAAUGUUGUACAUAAUUAUUAUUUUUAUCAUUUCUAUAAUAUUUACUGUAAUACCAAUUAAAUUGUACCAUAAAGCAGAAUAAAAUUCGUUAUAAAAUCGUAAA